AUGCUCUGGUCCUUUCGGGAGCUCACUCACAGCGCAGCCAUUAACGGUGGUGGUCCGGCCGGAACCUCAGACGGAGUUCCACCUCAGCAGGAGGUGCAGCUGUGCGUCUCCGAUGGAGAAGUGAACGUACACGGAGUGGUGAGCGCCUCCGAACUCAUCAACACAGCAAAGUCAGACAUCCCCUUUGUGCUGAAGUUGGAGGCGCUCCCCCACACCUCCUGCUGGCCUCCUCAGUCUCUCUUCUUCAUGGCUCCAAGUUUCCCCGACAAACAGCGAUGGGUGUCGGUACUAGAGUCAGUGUGUGGGAAAGGAGGGGCAGAAGGAGGCGCGAAACUUCUGGGGAACUCAUUACUGAAACUGGAAGGAGACGACCGCCUUGACAUCAACUGCACGCUGCCACUCACCGACCAGGUGGUGCUGGUGGGGGCGGAGGAGGGCCUCUAUGCUCUAAAUGUUAUCAAAAACUCUCUGACCCACGUCCCGGGGCUCGGCUCAGUGUUCCAGAUGCAGAUCCUGAAAGAGCUGGACAGGCUGCUGCUGAUCACAGGAGAGGAGCGCGCUCUGUGUCUCGUGGACAUUAAAAAAAUCAAGCAGAGUUUGUCUCAGUCUCACCCACCCCCAUCGGAACUCUGCCCCCUGCUGGUCGACCUGGUGAAGGGCUGUCACCUCUUCUCCUCUGGAAAGGUCGAUGGAGGGAUGUGUAUCUGUGCCGCAAUGGUCAAUAAGAUCAUCAUUCUGAGGCACAACGACAACCUCAGCAAGUUCUGUGUUCGCAAAGAGAUAGAGACCUCAGAGCCCUGCAGCUGUGUUCACUUUACGUCUUACUCCAUCAUCAUUGGAACAAACAAGUUCUACGAGAUUGAAAUGAACCAGUACAUCCUGGAAGAGUUCCUGGAUAAAGACGAUGUGACUCUGGCGUCUGCAGUGUUCGCUGCCUCCUCCCACAGUUUCCCCAUCUCCAUCAUCCAAGUGACCGCUACACACAGGGACGAGUACCUGCUGUGUUUCCAUGAGUUUGGAGUCUUUGUGGACUCGUACGGACGCAGGAGCAGAAGUGACGAUAUCAAAUGGAGCCGCUUUCCCCUGUCUUUCGCCUACAGAGAGCCCUACCUGUUUGUGACCUACUUCAACUCUGUGGAUGUGAUUGAGGUCCAAGGACACUCUGCUCUGGGACCUCACUCGUACGCCCACCUGGAUCUCCCAAACCCACGAUAUCUGGGCCCUGCGAUCUCCUCAGGCGCGGUGUACCUUGCCUCCUCCUACCAGAACAAGCUGAGAGUGCUCUGCUGCAAAGGAAACAUGCUAACAGGAGGAGAAAGGGAGGAGGAACGAGGAGGGAGGAGCCCAAACAAACGUGGCCCGCCAACCUACAACGAGCACAUCACCAAACGUCUGGCAGGCAAUCCCCAGGACGCUGGAGUCUCCCACAGAGACCCAGGGACCCCUCACAGAUACAGAGAGGCCAGUGCUGACCCAGGGACCCCACAUAGAUACAGAGAGGCCAGUGCUGACCCAGGGACCCCACAUAGAUACAGAGAGGCCAGUGCUGACCCAGGGACCCCACAUAGAUACAGAGAGGCCAGUGCUGACCCAGGGACCCCACAUAGAUACAGAGAGGCCAGUGCUGACCCAGGGACCCCACAUAGAUACAGAGAGGCCAGGGCUGACCCAGGGACCCCCCACAGAUACCCUGGAACCCCCCACAGAGACCCAGGGACACCCCAUAGAUACAGAGAGGCACGGACAGAGUUCAGGCGUGAGCGUUCCCCUGGCCGGCCCAUGGACCGGUCGGCUCCCAGGCCCCUAGACCGGCCGGCCCAGAGAGAGAAGUCCCCUGGACGCCUGCUGGAGGGGCGGGGGGCAGGGUCUCCAGGUCGGGCUAUGGACCCCCGCAGAGACAGGUCUCCAGGGAGAGGCCUCGAGGAGAGACAAAGGCUCCAUACAGGGUCUGGACGCACCCCCAUCCCGCCCACCAAGGUCUGGGACCAGUCGUCAGUUUGA
Molecule: messenger RNA, 2001 nt
Organism: Knipowitschia caucasica
Lineage: Eukaryota; Metazoa; Chordata; Actinopteri; Gobiiformes; Gobiidae
Source: the annotation of a GenBank genome assembly